Photinus pyralis (common eastern firefly) is the source of this 4402-nucleotide messenger RNA. RefSeq lists its product as uncharacterized. Gene Ontology annotation, molecular function: protein dimerization activity. The transcript is spliced from 7 exons. The record is from RefSeq and is a predicted model, not a curated record. NCBI's taxonomy places the organism in Eukaryota, Metazoa, Arthropoda, Insecta, Coleoptera, Lampyridae. Bases 135 to 4289 code for a protein of 1384 amino acids.
GAUUGUAAAUAAUGAGUUUGAUUUUUACAUAAUUACAUUACAAUAACAUAAGUCAAUUACUUGGUGCAUGGAGGUAUUAUUAACAAGCAAAUUUAAACAAAAUUUAAAAAUGCUGGAGUAUUCUAACCUAAGAAAUGACACCUAGAAGGGAACCGAAAAAAUGCCGCGAAUGGGAAAAAAUAAGACGUGAUAAAUUAAACAACGCCUUUUCCGUUCUCAGUAAGCUGCUUCCUAAUCAUGAUCCUGCGUUGACAUGGAGCAAAGUCGACAUACUACACAGAGCAACUGAGUAUAUUGAAGAGCUGCAAGUAAAACUUAAAAAUGUACUAACGACAGAAGGAGUAAAUAAGACUAAACGUUGCGAAGUUAAAAUGCUGUAUGGUCGUGUAAAAAAGCUUCUACUACGCAAUGAGCAGCUAUGUAAACUACUUAAAGAUGCAAGCAUUACAAUACCUUCAGGGUAUGGUGUUAAGAACUUUAAGGAUCCACGGCGAUGGGCAAACAGAAUUACGCAAGAAGAGGCCAAGGAGUUUCAAAAGGAAGAAUUACAAAAGGAGAAUAAAGAAAGAACGGUAAAGAAGAAAAAAAAGACUACAACCGUCGCAAACAAACAUCAAAGAAAAGUUAAUCGAAAAGCGAAGUUAGCACCAAAAAAACCUCCUGUCAUUAGGUUACAGUUGUCGAAUAUUAUUCCGUUAGCUAACCCCCAACCGCUUCCAAAGGUAUCCAAUCGGCCUUGCUUUAUUAUUACAAAUAAGCCAACGCUUAACUUACCUUUGGGCUUGCAGCAGAAUGGAAAGGCCAAAGCUUCUACAGUUGUAACGAAUUCCAACUCACUUACAACUCCAAAGGUGGCUUCAGUAAUAAAACCACCACUAAGUACAACAACUUUACCGAAGGUCUCAUCACAAACACUCAAUAAGUUAGGCCCAGGAACUUUAAUUUUGGCAAAUGGUAACAUUGUACCUAUUCUACCACCAUCAGCUGUCCUACCAUCCCCUACAAUAUUAACAAAUCCAACCCCCAUUAUACUUAAACCGCCUCCCGCCAACACUACUCUUAUCGUAAUGCCACCAGCUACUUCUGCCACUAGCGCAACAAAAUCAGUGGCGAUAAAUAAUAAUGUAACAAUACAUCCUAGAAUUCGACCUAAACCUAUCACCUGUACAACUCAAUCAAAUAAGGUUCCUAUACCGGCCAUACCUAGGUUUAAAGAGACUAUUACCGAGAAAGUAAUUACAAAGAAAAAAGAAGUUGAAAAUAAAACCAAUAAGAAAACUAAACGGAAAGUUGCAAACAAUCAAUUUCCAAACAAAAAGUCGAAACCUGCGCCAGUAAACAAACCGCAGGCAGAUGAAAAUAAGGAAAAUAAAGUUGAAAACCCAGCGGUGAGUGCUAAUGAAAGUGAAAUUGUUGAAAAAGAACCUCCUGUAAAUAAAGAAAACGCGCCAGAGGAAGUUCCAGGUGUAAAUGAGGAAAAAAUGGAUACAGUUGAACAAAGUGAAAUCGUCGCUCCUGUAAUUGAAGACAAAACAACUGAAGAAGUUCAAGACUCCAUUCCCAAAGAGAAGGAUCCGCCUGUAGAGGCACCAGCGAAAUCACAAGAACAAGAUAAAAUAAAUACUCCCCCUCCAACAACCACUAGCGAGCUGGCUGUUAAUUUGAAUCAUUCCGAGCUAUCCAAUGACAUAUUUUCUACAUUACAAGUACCCAUAGGUGGUCAAAACCCGGAGUCAACUUCACCGACCGCCGCGUUUCUUUUGGCAUUUCCUCUAGUGUCUUCUUUAACGGGAGUAAAGGUCACCGAAGUAAUUGAGGAGGAAAAUUCAGAUAGUAGACAUGGCACUCCGACGUUGUUGCAGAUUGGUACCAUGGAAACUACAAAGACCACUCAAAGUGUAAAUGCGGAGAGUUUAACGCCUAACCUUCUCAACUUGGAUAACUUUUCGUUUUUCUCCGCCAAUAAUUUUUAUCCUUCCUUUGAUAAUGGAUCCGUUGUCGAUAGUGCCAAAAUCUCGUCAGCUUGCGCGAAAGUUACCGACGUUUCGAGUACAGCUAAGGUUGCGAGUACUACGUCUACAAGUCUACCUGUAUAUUCCACUGAGCCGGCGAUUGUUUCGAAACCGACUAUGUCGGUAGUCUCAAAUUCGUUCACACAACAAACUCCUGCGGUCUCAUAUUCAAAACCGUCUCUCCCGCCGCCGUUAGUCACUAGCAGCUACUUGCAGAAUAGUGUACCAACAAAUAAUUGCACGAGUACACAACGUAAGCCUGCCGAUAUGCAGUAUAAUCCGGUUAGUAUAGCACAGUGCAAUGCUUUCAACCCGUUUUCCGAUUUUUCGAAACCGAACUCGUACCCAAGUUUCUCAAAAUCAUACUCAGAUCCAUUGUAUACGAAUAGUAAUUACGGUUACGGUCAUCACAACGAGACCAAUUUUAAUCAAAAUGUAUACUACCCUCCCAAAUCGUCUAAGCCCAAUAAUGCUUAUAAUGCCACAAAUUAUUCGGAGAUAAGCUAUAAUAGCAGUGACAGCAGGAAGCGCCACAUGCCUUACUAUCAUCAAAAUAAGACGCAGCCCAAGCCGAAUACAAAAUCGACCAAAACUAAUCCGAAACCACCCAUCAAUUGGAUGACAACACCCGAUUUUCGAUCACAACCACCUAGCGGUGAUUACUUAGUGCCUCCCAUUGAUUAUAAUCCGAACACUUUCUAUACGUCUAGCUCGACGCACACAACUUAUUUUAAUACGACCUCGUCCAUGUAUCCGAGCACCGAGUUUCAAAAUUCCAUUGGAGACAAUCGCAAAGCUUUUGACAGUAGUCUUCCAAUUCUACCGACAAAUUCGUCACAGCGCAACGAGUUUGAGGAAAACCAAUUUCCAUGGUCGCCAACUAAAUUACCUCAAUUCUUGGAGACGCCCCAUACGUUUGUUUCAUCCACGCUACCUACAUUGGUCGGCGAUCUCGCCUUGGGUACUGCGCAGACGCAGUUCAACGAGCAGAAGGGUGAGCAACCUAAGACGAAGGAGAGCACUAGAAGGUCGAAAGUUAAUUCGGUCACCUAUGAUAACCAAAGUAACUUUUUGUCUGUUAGUCAACUAGUCGAGAAUAAGACUGAAGCUAGCUCGUCUCGAACCACUACCCGCCGUAAUAGCGGCAAUAGAAAUGUAAAGAGUAAUUCGCAGAAAAAAACGGCAAAGCCCGUCGAAAACAAGGAACUAUUAGAUGUAGGUUCUCUCAGUAUGGAUAAGAAGCAAAAUGUUAAUUAUGGAAUGUCAAAUAUCGAACACUCCUGGAUGAAUGAUUGUACAAAACCAAACCGUCACCCUCAUAAGAACCCUCAAAGUAGUUAUUCCGCCGAGGCAUUAAUUGGUCAUCAAGAUCACACCGAUACGUCACUACCCAAGCAAAGGUACCGACAACAAGCACCCUAUCCAACGACAAAUAAAGCACUGCCUAUUCCAACAUUUUUAUCUGAUAAUAUCGUACCAUACUUCCCACCAGUUGAAAUACCGCAAGAUAACAACUUUAUGCAAUCCAAUACGAACUAUCAAAGCUUCAACACAUCAGUGCAAAAUAACUCGUACGUCUCAAGCGGCCCAACAAUAACAUCCAGUUACUUACAGCCGUCAAGCUUGAUGCCCGAAUUCCAAAACUUUCCCUCGAUGAUUUCCGAUGAAAAAAUCGAUAGCAAGCAUUGUAACAGAAAUGAUCCAGUUAAACAGGCAUCGGUCGCAAAUCGCGCGGAAAUCGGUCAGGUUAACGCGGAUUGUGCAAGUACCACGAAUAAUUUCAUAAAAAAAUCGAAAAGCAAACAGCCGAAUGAAUCAAAUUUGCCCGGUAUUGUCGAUUUCGGAUUUCUCUCGAUGCCAAAUACCAUAAAUUCUCCCAUUUUGCCUGACGAUUUUCACACGCAUUCCAACUUCCUUCCGCCGCCAACACCCAGCCAACUUUAUCCAUGCAAAAAUCCCUUGUAUGGGAAGCAGUCGUCCGAGUUACUGCCGUUACCACCCGUUCCCGUGACUAGGAGUAGUACGCAGAAUUUCGACGUCCCGGCUGGUGUCACCGCUAAUGCUGGUUCGUCGCUAACGAGUUUCAAUCUUAGCGCAAUAUUUCCGGAGAUCAAUAAGGGGAGUAUGCCAUUGCCCGGUCUUUAUCCAGAUCCUGCGAAGAAUAAGAAUUACAACUUUCAGAGGAAUUACAUUGGCAGUUCUGUACAGGUGUUUAAGUCGACAUCAUCGACAAGUUAUGUCAACUCUCUGUCUACUUCGUAUGCUCCGUCUAAUUAAAUUAGUGGUUGUGUAUUGAGAGCUAAAACGUUUACUUCCGUAUCAGUACUUUGUAAAUAUUUAUUGUUUUUUAAAGUGUACCUGAUUAUUUUUAAGAAAGCGUUUAAGUUUAA